This is a messenger RNA of Populus trichocarpa (black cottonwood), 1817 nucleotides long. Its product is annotated as glycosyltransferase BC10. The record is from RefSeq and is a predicted model, not a curated record. Gene Ontology annotation, cellular component: membrane. Gene Ontology annotation, molecular function: glycosyltransferase activity. NCBI's taxonomy places the organism in Eukaryota, Viridiplantae, Streptophyta, Magnoliopsida, Malpighiales, Salicaceae. The transcript is spliced from 2 exons. The coding region runs from base 491 to 1642 and encodes 383 amino acids.
CCCCCCCCCAAUUCAUUCAAACUCUCUUCUCAUACAAGUAAAACCCUCCAUCAUCCAUCCAUGAUCACACACUUCACAUGGCAACAACCUAGUAAACAUCACUCUUUCUUUCAUACUGUUGUGUUAUUUUUUUCCCCUUUGCUUUACAUGUUGUUCCACCGAGAUUGUCCAAAAGAAAGUUGUUGAUUUGCAACAUUCCCAUCUGGUAAAGUUUUGAUUUUGUUUCCCUUUUGGUGGUGAUUUCUUCCUUUUUAUCUGUACUAUUUGUUUGGACCUUUAUUUAUUUAUGAAUUAUAAGGGCUCUGGGUCUUGAAGUCAAGUAAGUUAGCCCAUAUGUCCAAAACCAAAGUUUGUUGAUUCUUGUAAAUUAAAACUUUGGUUUGGCCAUUAGGGAGGACUUUUAAUGUUUAUAUAGUAGUAGUAGUUUAAGAGUGUUUUGGGAUUCAGUUCGUUUAGAGUUGAAUUCAGAAAAAAUUGAAACCAAGAUAAGAUGGCAACUCAGGAGGGUAAGGACCCAGGUAUAGUUACUACUGUUAGAUUGAAUCAAAACAGGCCUUUGCCUUUGAGACUCCUUCAAUUUUGCUUGAUGUUUUUGGUUCUCGGUCUUGGGAUUUCUAUCGUCAGUGUAAACAUGAUUCGAUUUUUUGGAGUUCGAACUGGAGGCCCUGCAGCAAGGUCUAAUAUCAUUUUCCCUUGCUUUGAAGAGUCCGAUAGUAUAGAGAAAUGGAUUAGGCCUCCAUCAAACCUGAUGCAUAAGAUGAAUGACACAGAGUUGUUUUGGCGUGCUUCGUUUGUUCCUCGGAUUAAUCAAUAUCCUAUUAAGAGAGUACCGAAGAUUGCCUUCAUGUUCUUGACAAAAGGGCCAUUGCCAUUGGCACCUCUUUGGGAGAGGUUUUUCAAGGGGCACGAAGGCCUUUAUUCGAUUUAUGUUCAUUCAUUGCCAUCUUAUGUUGCGGAUUUGACACGAUUUUCAGUGUUCUACAAGAGACAAAUCCCAAGUCAGGUGGCAGAGUGGGGUAUGAUGAGCAUGUGUGAUGCGGAGAGGAGACUCCUUGCAAAUGCAUUGCUUGAUAUCUCUAAUGAAUGGUUCAUCCUCUUGUCUGAGUCCUGCAUUCCGCUCCACAAUUUUGGCAUUAUCUAUCGAUACAUAUCAAAAUCACGAUACAGCUUUAUGGGUGUAUUUGAUGAUCCGGGUCCAUACGGGAGAGGACGCUAUAAUUGGAACAUGCAACCUGAGGUCACGCUUGAACAGUGGCGCAAAGGGUCUCAGUGGUUUGAAGUGGAUAGAAAGCUUGCAGUCAGUGUAAUCGAGGACUCUACUUAUUACCCAAAGUUUAAAGACUUCUGCCGACCGGGAUGUUAUGUGGAUGAGCACUACUUCCCUACAAUGCUGAGCAUCCAAUUUCCACAUCUCUUGGCAAACAGAAGUGUUACCUGGACAGACUGGUCAAGGGGUGGUGCUCACCCUGCUACAUUUGGGAAUUCUGAUAUUACAGAUGAGUUCUUCAAGAGGAUGUUUGAAGGACAAUCAUGCUUGUAUAACAACCAGCCAGACAACGUCUGCUUUCUCUUUGCAAGAAAGUUUUCUCCAAGCGCUUUAGAACCACUAUUAGACUUGUCACCAAAAGUUUUGGGGUUUUAAAAUAAACAUGGUUAUUUAGAUGAACCUGAGCCCAUAAGCGGUGUUUUUAGGCUCUGUGAUCUAACUAGAUCUGGUUGAUAUACUCGUAAGGAGAUUACAGAUUUUCAUUUUAAAACAUCAAGGUCAAAGAACUUGUGAUGUAUAGAUAUUUAGAUCCUAAAGCGUUUUCAUACAA